Messenger RNA from Xenopus laevis (African clawed frog), 2976 nucleotides. RefSeq names its product neuropilin and tolloid like 2 L homeolog (gene neto2.L). The transcript is spliced from 10 exons. Gene Ontology annotation, molecular function: ionotropic glutamate receptor binding. The record is from RefSeq and is a predicted model, not a curated record. Gene Ontology annotation, cellular component: postsynaptic density. Lineage: Eukaryota; Metazoa; Chordata; Amphibia; Anura; Pipidae. The coding region runs from base 839 to 2449 and encodes 536 amino acids.
UGGGUUUGGGAAUGACAUUGUCUAGUUCCCUCAUCAUCACUCAUUUCAAACAGCUAUACUAUGUGCAAAUCCUCCGCACACAUAGCUAGACUUAUCAGGAGCGGCUGCGUGUAUUUGUACAUGUGGGGGAAUGAGGGCGCACACAGAACAGCAGCAUCAGUCGCAUAGAAGCAGCAGGCAGACGCUCACUAUCGCACUGUAUGCGCGGCGGGUCGGGAUUGCUGUUGGUUCUCCCCGUGGAUGGCAGAGAGGGGAGGGGACAUGCGUACAAGCUGCUCAUUCAGUGUCGGAGUCUCACAUCCUAAAUGAGCCUCACUAGUUCAUUUCAGCUGGAAACCCAUGACACUGAGUCGCUGGCUGCAACUCCUGGCACCUUGGCAACGGCUUCUCACCUGUGAGCAAUGAGCCAGGGAUCGGGAUAGAUGCCCCGGGGCACAACUAAGCCUCAUGGAAAGUGGGGAGUUUUGUGUGAGAGGGAAAGUGCUGUUGACUCCUGAUGGAUGUGCUUAGUGCUCAGCACACGACUGAAGAGGUGACAUUACUGCAGAUCUGGGGCUGUUUCUGCUGAAGCCUCUCUUCUGUCCCCCUGUGGUACCACAUUAACCUCAAGCUGUCUCAGCAGGACAACUUUGUUGCUGUGGCCAAGAGCCGGGGGCAACAACUUCCAGAUGGGAAAUGAAGCCUACUGAGAGCCAAAUAGAGAAUCUUCUAUACAGUUUGUACUGGAUGUCUCAUUGAUCAGCCUCACUGGCCAUGUACCCACCUCAACAAAAGAUUCCAGUCUAAAGUCAGGCUUUGUGGUGAGUUCUUUUGGACAAAGAGCCAAAUCUGCAGCAAAAUGGUGUUGGAAAAAGUCUACUUUAUAUUGGAAGUGUUGCUGAUAACUAUACUAGUGGUGGAAGGCAUUGCAGUGGCCCAGAGAACACAAGAAGGACAAAACAUAGGAACUAAACACAUUCCAAUGCCCCAGUGUGGUACGUGGGUUCGGACCAUUAAUGGAGGUCAUUUUGCUUCACCAAAUUUUCCAAACACCUACCCUCCUAACAAGGAAUGUGUCUAUAUUUUAGAAGCUUCCAUUCCAGAAUACCACACUAAAAAUCCUGCUGCUCCACGCCAAAGAAUUGAGCUGACCUUUGAUGAACCUUAUCACAUAGAACCUUCCUUUGAAUGUCGUUUUGAUCACUUGGAGGUACGAGAUGGUCCAUUUGGCUUCUCCCCACUUAUCGAUAGAUACUGCGGUCUUAAAAGCCCAACACCAAUCCGAUCAACGGGAAGAUUCAUGUGGAUCAAAUUUUCUUCUGAUGAGGAAUUAGAAGGACUAGGAUUUCGAGCAAAAUACUCCUUUAUACCAGAUCCUGACUUCAGUUACCUUGGUGGUAUUUUAAGUCCCAUACCCGACUGUCAGUUUGAGCUCUCGGGAGCAGAUGGAAUCAUUCGCUCCAGUCAGGUGGAACAAGAAGAGAAAUUGAAAACUGGACAAGCACUUGACUGUAUAUGGACAAUUAAAGCCACUCCAAAAGCUAAAAUUUACCUGAGAUUCCUAGACUACCAGAUGGAGCAUUCGAAUGAGUGCAAACGAAACUUUGUGGCUGUCUAUGAUGGUAGCAGUUCCAUUGAGAACCUGAAGGCAAAAUUUUGCAGCACUGUUGCUAACGACGUGAUGUUACAGACAGGCACCGGGGUGGUGCGGAUGUGGGCGGAUGAAGGAAGUCGGUUAAGCCGAUUCCGGAUGCUUUUCACAUCAUUUGUGGAACCUCCCUGUGUCGGCAGUACUUUUUUUUGCCAUAGCAACAUGUGCAUCAAUAAUUCUUUAGUGUGCAACGGUAUUCAGAACUGUGCCUACCCCUGGGAUGAAAAUCAUUGCAAAGAAAAGAAAGAAGCGGGGCUGUUUGAGCAGAUUACAAAGACCCAUGGGACAGUUAUUGGUAUCACAUCGGGAAUAGUUUUAGUCCUCUUAAUCAUUUCUAUUCUUGUUCAAGUGAAACAGCCUCGCAAAAAAAUCAUGGCAAGGAAGACUACAUUCAACAAAACUGGAUUCCAGGAGGUAUUUGAUCCACCCCACUAUGAGUUGUUUUCACUAAGGGACAAAGACAUUUCUGCAGACCUGGCUGAUUUAUCUGAGGAACUAGAGAACUAUCAAAAAAACAGGCGCUCAUCCACAACUUCUCGAUGUAUCCAUGAACAUCACUGUGGGUCACAAACAGCAUCUUUAAAACAAAGCAGGACCAACCUAAGCUCAAUGGACCUUCCAUUCCGCAAUGAUUUUGCACAGCCUCAGCCAAUGAAAACAUUCAAUAGUACCUUCAAGAAAAGUACCUAUACUUUUAAACAGUCCCACGAUUGUCCUGAGCAAGGUAUAGAAGACAGGGUAAUGGAAGAAAUCCCUUGUGAAAUAUAUGUGCGUGGUCGAGAAGAUUGUGCUCAGGGUUCUAUGUCCAUUGACUUCUAAACGCCUCCCAUUAUGUGGUUCCUUAUAGAAAAAGCUAUAUUUUUGAGACUAUAUCCAACAGUCAUUACAUUUUCUAAAGCCAAGAAAUGGAGACUCAAACAAUAAUUGUAAAAUAAAACUCUAUAUUUUUGAGCAGGAACAUCACGUCGUGCAUGACAUACUGUAUAAAUCCUACAGCACUUAUGGUGGUUAAAUAUAUUUCAUUGAUAUUGUCAAAAUGGUCUUUUUUGUUGUUUUUGCAUAUUUUUUGUUAACUAUUUUACACAUUUGGUUAAUAAGGUGCUAUUUUCAUGGGUUUUUUUUUUUCAAUAUAUCACAUUUUUAAAAAUGUAUUUCCCUCUCACUCAGAUAUAAUAAACCAUUAUCAGGGAAAAUUUCAACACAACUGGAUACUUUUUAAAUUAAAGUUUUAAAAAUUUGAAGCCAGUGAACAAGGAAAUAUCUCAUAUAGUGGCACACACAUGAAAAAGGUUUGAAUCUGUGCCUGUAAAACUUGUGUAACAUUAAGUAAAGUAGAGUGAAAUAGA